Messenger RNA from Protopolystoma xenopodis, 264 nucleotides. The record is from the annotation of a GenBank genome assembly. NCBI's taxonomy places the organism in Eukaryota, Metazoa, Platyhelminthes, Monogenea, Polystomatidea, Polystomatidae.
GCUUCGUGUGCCAAGUCUAAAGAGCCAUAUCUGGGCCACAGCUCAACCCCGUCUCCAACUGGUCGUCCCACCCCCUCGUCGCCUCUAGGCCCGACCGCAUCGUACCCAAUCGUUGGCUCAUCCCAAGUCCGUCUUUGCCGUCUCCAAGUGCAAUCCGAGUACAUGCGUCUUUCCUGGCAUCUCUCCCCGCCUGACACGCUUCGGCCGACUCUGGAACAUCUUCUAUCAAAGCCCGGCUGUCUGCCCUGUGUCAUGGUCAGCUAA